Arachis ipaensis is the source of this 1101-nucleotide messenger RNA. RefSeq lists its product as uncharacterized. Lineage: Eukaryota; Viridiplantae; Streptophyta; Magnoliopsida; Fabales; Fabaceae. The record is from RefSeq and is a predicted model, not a curated record.
AUGGCUUCACAGUUUACUCUCUUGAAGGAUAUAGACCCCUCAUUUAAAAAUCAAGUCUAUAAGAUCAAAGUAAGGCUCAUUAAGUCAUGGUCACUAACAUAUUCUGAGCUUAAGUAUCAGAAGCCGAUGAUUGAACUGGUUGUGAUAGAUGAAAUGGGGGAUCGUAUUCAAUGUACUAUAAGGAAUCCUCUCAGAAGACUAUUUGAAGGUGAGUUAUCUGAUGACAAAGUAUACACAAUAUCCAACUUCUCAUUGUCACUAAAUGAUCAGAAGUACAAGACAACAAAUCAUUCUCAUUAUGUUAUUGGCUUGCCUAAUGGGAAGGGUGACACAAUUGAGUUUAUAAGAAAUGACAAGAGUUGUGUAUACAUUGUGGUUGAACUUGAUGACAUGAAAGAUAAUGGUAAAAUUAGGUGUACUCUAUGGGAAGAGUAUGCCAAGAUGUUAGUUAAGCAUAUUGAGGAUCAACCCACUUCUGAGUAUAUAAUAAUAAUUCAAUUUGCAAAGUUCAAUCUCUUCAAGGGCUCAACGAGUGUAUCUAAUACAAAUUGCAACUCCAUUUUGUACAUCAACACUGACUUUUCAGAUGUGAAGGAUUUUAGGAAGAGUGUUAUAAUGAAUGGUACCUAUGUCACACAUGGGACUGUUGUUGCUAUUGACUACAAGAGUGGCUGGUGGUACAAGAGUUACAAGCAUUUUUUUCAUGCUCUAAAGGAAUAUGAGAAUUCAUUCCAUUAUGCUACCUGUGACACAUUUCCAAAUUCUCAUUAUAAAUUUAAGAGUUGCUAUGAAUUUGAUACUACCUCCUUUAUACUAUAUGACAAAGAAGCUAGCAAAUACCUUAGUGUAUCUGCUUCUCAUAUGCGCCUGUCUCAUGUCAACAAGAUUGUAUCUGAUUUUGAAAAUUUGGUCCAUGAGAAUUCUGAGCUUAUUAUUAUUCUCUCUGACUCUACUGAAACUUUCAAGGGGCUCAUCGAGGCUGUUUCAUGUACCAAAAGUCUUAUUAAUAUUUAUCCAGAUUCUGAGAACCAGUCAUCUACUAAGUCUCGAAAGAUUACAGUUGAAGAAGUUCAUAAUGUUGCAAAGCUUCAUGAAGAAUAG